CGUCUUAUUGGAUCUCUUCGCCCUUCUGCGUAAGCUCGGAAUGCCAACGCCUGAAGGUUGCUGGGUUGGUGUGCUCUACACUCUCACACGCUCAGUUCGCGCGCUUUCUCUGAACGUGGAGGUUGAAUCGUUGUGCCAUGUGCUCAUGAGUUCCAGGGUGAGUGUUGGUCAGCUCCAGGUGAACGUUUUUGUCAUGCGCUUUGGAGCUCCAUUUCUGCGGCACCUGUACGUCUUACGCCUAUCAAGAGUCAUGCUGUGUUCCUGCCAUCAGCCUGGUGUCACUUUGGGUCGACAUCCUUCUUUGUUGAGGAUCAGCACAGAAACAAGCCCGCGGAAAUCUGCUUUCUUAGUACCUCUGAUCUCAGCAGUGUAUUUCGUGUCUGCGACCACUGGCACCGAUCCUUCAGGAUGACUAGUAAAUUGUGUAGCGUACCCGUGACCUCUUCUGUUCUGCAUCUGAAACUAUGGACGAAAGGCUUCACCCAGCGUGUGGCGACUUCCUUAUGGGCCGAUGUACCUGUGAACUCGGUUAAUUUUGGUCUCUGGGACUGUUCAAGCAAGUCCACAGAAAUGCCC
Messenger RNA from Dermacentor andersoni, 576 nucleotides. The record is from RefSeq and is a predicted model, not a curated record. Lineage: Eukaryota; Metazoa; Arthropoda; Arachnida; Ixodida; Ixodidae.